UAAGACUGACUUGAUUGACAUCGACAUGUAAUAUUGCUUUUAUCAUUUAUGCUAUUGGCAGUGGUUUCACGUUCACCACCUUUCCAUUGUGGUUCGAUAAGUUGGUGUUAAUCGGUUUGAUCUGGGUAAUAAGUUUCUUUAGCUAGUUACCUCUUGGGGAAUGCACUCAGCACAGACUCUUCGCGUUAAGGACUUGUAUCUAUAGGUAACGUUUUGAAGAUCUACAUUUGGCCAGUCGAUUCAUCUUCACUUUCGUUUGGAUGUGCUCACCUCUGAAGUUUGGGACUAUUUGACGGAUUGUAUUACAGGGGAAGUUAUGCGCAACGUGACGAUCAAGCGCAUCACAUUGAUUAGCAGGGCUGGGCUGGGGUGGGACUCGAGGUAAAGGGCUCUUUAACAGUUACGAAUAAGGGGAGGAAAGACGGAAACAAACGAGGAAAAGCUCUGUAAACAAGAAAAACAGAGAACAUGGCCGGCGAUUGCACCUACAACAUACACAGCACUAAUGAUGACACGUUUGGUAACAAACAUUUGCUGGACAGAAAGCAGGAACUUGCAGUUGAUUCCGGUAUCUGCGAAACCACGCAGGAUAAAACACAUACAGCAGCACUUCUAUCGUCGUACUUCGAAGUAAUCGAUGGAGUGCUGUUCCGUAAAAAGUUGGAAAGGGGCUCCAUCAACUACAGGGAGGUGCUGGACAGGGACCGGCAACUCAACGCAAUCGCCACGUUCCACCAGAAGCGGCCAGGGAAGCGACACCACACCUUGGAGGACACGUACAGAUUUGUAUCAGAUAAAUACUGGUGGGAAGGGAUGUAUUUCCACAUUCGACAGUAUGUCCAGGAUUGUCAAGAAUGCCAAGCGCCGCAGAGGAGACAAGAGGUCCCUGCUAGGCCCUGCGUCUCCAAGACGCUGACCUCCCAUGGCAACGACGUGCUCCGCAAGCUGAAGGGCCAGUGGGAGGAGGGGCUCUUCUGUGACAUCACUCUGAAGACACGCGGCCGCACUUUCCCCGCCCACAGGGCCGUCCUGGCGGCCGUCAGUGAAUACUUCCAAGAGGUCUUUGCCGAGAUGGCUUCUUCCUCCAGUCCGCAGUCUGCCAUCGACCUCACUGGUUUCAGCGAGGAGAGCUUCCUGCCCCUCCUGGAGUUCUCCUACACCUCCACACUGUCCCUGAAGCUGGAGAACCUGAUGGAGAUAUCCGCUAUGGCUCGUCACUUCCGCAUGUGGGCCGUGGUGGAGGCCUGCAAGGCCAUCCGGAUGGAGCAGGGUGGCCACGGCAGGGGUGGUGUGGGUACAAACUGCUUGAGGAAGGAGGCCGGUGCCGGCUGUGGCCCAUCAGCUGGUAGCGUCUUCCCCGAGUUCCCAGACGGCCGGCGGUACCGUUCCACAGUUACGGCCGGAACGGAGGGUUUGCACAGAAAGAGGAAACGGGAGUGGAAUUCGAGGGAGGAGGAUCCUGCGGAUGAAUCAGGCUCCCUCAGGAAACGUCCUGCGCUGAGCAGGGGGCACCUUCUGGAUGAAAGCUUUAAACUGAUCCUCGAGCUGUCCGACGAGUCGGGGACGGACACCCCGAGCAAGUCGCCCGCUCGCUCUUUGCCAAAGCGUGGAAGUCCCCAAAGCGCGGAGCACCCCUGCAGCCCCGUCCGCAGGCUGAAGCUGAUGGACUUCAAGUCCCCGUCCAGCAAGAGGAAGACGUCCCCUCGCGGUGUGUCCGCCUCCUCGGCUCAGCGGCCUGUCUCUCCGCCUCACCGACAGCCCGUCCGAGCCCUGCGCUCCACCCCUGUCCCCGCCCGGGCGGAGCCACAGCGCCAGCCCAAAGCGGAGAGGUCCCCAGCAGACAGAGGUGUCAGGGGAGCCGGCACUCCCUCGGUCACCCCCUCCUCCUACUCCCCUUCCUGCUCCACAAAAUCUCAGCGGAUAGUCCCGGAGGGUAGUUCUGCCAAGCAGGAGCAGCAGGAGCAGCAGCAGCAGGAGGAAGACCUGCAGAGCUCCAAUACGCUGGAGAAGUACAGGCUGCUGAGCGUGCUCGGCCUGCAGAGGAAGUGCCUGCUGCCCGGCCCCGAGGAUCUGACCGUCCGGAAGCAGAAGAAGCGCCUGUGCAAGCUGAAGGUCAGCAGCUACUCCCUCAGCUCCCAGCGGAAACCGCGAGCCCCUGCCGCCACCGCCAGCAGCAGGAGCAGCGGCGGCAGCAGCACCGCGAGCAGCAGCGCCGCGAGCAGCAGCGCCAUGAGCAGUGGCACCGCGAGCAGCAGCACUGCGAGCAGCAGCACCGCCAGCAGCAGCGGCGGUCCGUCCUGUUCCCUGGGUGAUGGAAAGAGCACCACGUUCCUGGACAGGGUGAUAAAGACGGAGCCCCCGGAGCCACUCAGCGUAGAGGAGAUGACGGUGAGGAGGGGAGGGUGCCUUCUAGUGCCCGCGCCACCACAUGGCAGGAACGCCCGCAGCAAGGCGGCCGCGGUGCCCUCAGAACGCAGGGAGCUCAGGCGCUCUGUCAGGGGCAGGGACGCACCCCUCACAGGCCUCCGCGUCCUCCGCACCAGGAGCGUGGAGACUGGUUCCCGCACGACAAUUAGGAAAUCCGUCCGGGUGAAGAAGGAGCCCAGUACCGUCUCGAUCCAGUCCCUGGCCCUCUCCACACACCGUCAACGCAACCAUCUCAAAAUGAAGAGGGGUGACCCCCUGGACGAGCUGACAGCCAGGGUCAGCAGGAGGGCUGUCCGGGGUCAACAGUAUAGUGGCAGCAGGCCCGUAACUCAAACAGCAACACAGCAGAAAAGUGGUACUAGGGGAAGUGACUCCAAGCCCAUAAGGGUGCAGAGAGAAGGCAGACGCACUCCCCAGGAGGAGACGAAGGGGUCGAGAAAAGCGCCCGGAGUUGGGAAGCGCCCGGUUGGCAGAAGGAACGGCAGCGGCAGUCAGGUGCCUGUCCGAAGCCUGCAGAGGCCCAUCAAAGAUGAGCCGGCCGACCCCGUCCCCGUGUCCGUCCCCCCUGCCCCCGCCAUGGGCAAGCGUCAGAGCAGGCCCCCGGUGAAGCUGCUGGACCCCGGCUUCCUCUUCCACUUCUGCAGGCCCGUCGGCGCCGUGAAGAAGGAGGAGGAGACCGACGUGGCCAUCUGCCUGACCCGCUCCGUGUCGUGCGGCCGUUCGGGGGUCCCCCGGCAGGGGGUACGGGGGGGCGUCAGGGAGCCCCUCAGGUCCGACAGAAAGCAGCUGCGAGCCAAAGGCGGGGCCAGCGGGCCCCCGCUGAAGAGGAGGGCCGCGCACUGCGUCACGACGCGGGGGAGAGGAAUGCAGGACGGCCCCCGCAAGCCCGCCUUGCCCAGAGCCGUGAGAGUGAAAGCGAAAGGGGAAGUUCCAAAGAAGCUGCGGGGGCGGCUGCCGCUGCACUCCCAGCGCGCGGCGCUCCUCGAGUCCAUCCGCAGGGCGCGCCUUAAACGGCUCCGAGGGGGGCGCAGGCGCGCCGCCCCGCUGUCCUCGCACACCUGUCUCCAGUGCAGCGCCACCUACAGGAGCUGCGAGGCGCUGAUCAUGCACCGCAUCCGCCACGUGGAGGGCAAGCACUGGCCCUGCCCCCUGUGCAGCAAGACCUUCUUCAGGCAGCGGAACGUGCGGGACCACAUCCGCACGCACGAUCAGAAGCUCUACAAAUGCCGCGUCUGCCUCUCGGCCUCCUGAGGUUGGCGUCUCCUGAUGGUCCCGGCUCCUUCCGG
This is a messenger RNA of Megalops cyprinoides (Indo-Pacific tarpon), 3713 nucleotides long. Its product is annotated as serine/arginine repetitive matrix protein 1. The transcript is spliced from 6 exons. Lineage: Eukaryota; Metazoa; Chordata; Actinopteri; Elopiformes; Megalopidae. Bases 469 to 3678 code for a protein of 1069 amino acids. Gene Ontology annotation, molecular function: RNA polymerase II cis-regulatory region sequence-specific DNA binding; protein binding; DNA-binding transcription factor activity, RNA polymerase II-specific. The record is from RefSeq and is a predicted model, not a curated record. Gene Ontology annotation, biological process: regulation of transcription by RNA polymerase II.